CUUGAUUGGGUGUGAGAGUGUGGGCCUGUGUCUUAACAGGUUUAAGGCACUCCACAUUCACCUGCCGGGAUGCUUCAGUGCCCUUCACACAGCCGCCUGCACCCUGCUCGCCACCCCAAAUCCAUUUCAUGCCCUCGCUUUCACCCGCCGAUGCGGGCAAUUUGUGAGCAAACGACGUCGAAGGCCGGUAAUGAAGCAUGAAGACCGAGGAGGAGGAGAGAGAUGAGAUGGCAGAAGUCAUUGUGAACCAUUUUGUAGCAGAGGCCCUGUCUUCAGGAAAUGGACAUGUCUUCAGAGGCAUGGAGAUGCAGGAUGACGAGGAGCAGCCGGAAUCACCCAGAGCCCCCACAGACAGCAGCCAUGCCCAUGAGCUCCCCGCCCAGACCACCAACUCAGAUUCGGACUCUUCAAGAUUUGGGCUCCUAAACACAUCAAGAAAAUAUGUGAAGCUAAUGAACUUUAAGGAGGAGGUGCGGGCCCACAGGGAUUUGGACAGCUUCCUGGCACAGGCCAGCAUCCUGCUGGAUGAAAAGGCUGCCUCUCUGGAUGAGGUGCUGAGGCGGAUGCUGGAGCAUCUAGCCCAGGAUGGCCAGGGCAGCUGGAACCAGGAGGAGGUCACCCGCGCCCUGUUCACUGACGCUGGGGGGCAGGAGGCCAGCGUGCACCUGCUGACUGAGACCAUUCAGGGCGUGACGGCCACUGCCACUGGGGUGCGCUACCAGCAGUCCUGGCUGUGUGUGCUAUGUAAUGUGAAGAGCCUGCAGCGGCGCUGUGUCUGCAUCGCUCGGCUGGAGAGGCCUCAGAACUGGGGGGUGAACUGCUGUGAAGCCCGUUUUGUCAUCCUCAUCCUUUCACCACCUAGAAUGAAAAGCACCAAGACAGCUAUAGAACUUGGCCGCACCUUCGCCACCAUGUUCUCAGACAUCUCCUUCAGAGAGAAGCUUCUGGAGACGAAGACUCAGGAGGACUUCAAACAGGAGCUGGUGCUCCAGAGGCAGCUGCUCUCCUCUCCCACUUAUAAAGUGUCCAUGGAAGAAGAGACCGGUCCUCACAGCAAUAAACCACUCAAGGUAACGGAUUUUCUGCAAGCUGGUCGUGGUAUUUAUGAAGACCUCAGCCGUAGACUUCCUCAUUACAUUUCUGAUUUCACUGAUGGUAUGUAUGGAAGUAGCAGGUCUCUGCUGAAGUAUACAACAACAGCCAUCUUCCUCUACAUCGCCAUCCUGCUGCCUGCCAUUGCCUUUGGCUCUCUUAACGAUGAAAGCACACGAGGCGAGAUAGAUGUCCAGAAGACCAUUGUGGGCCAGAGUAUUGGAGGUGUGAUCUAUUCUUUUUUCGCUGGCUCUCCUAUGGUCAUUCCCCUGACCACUGCACCCCUUGCCAUCUUCAUCAGUGUUAUCAGAGGUAUCUGUGAUGACUAUGACCUCGACUUUCCUGCGUUCUACGCAUGCAUUGGUCUGUGGAACAGCCUGUUCCUUAUACUGGGAGGCGUCUUCAAUGUCAGCUUAUUCAUGAAGCUUUUCAAACGCUCCACAGAGGAAGUCAUAGCUUUGUUCAUCUCAAUUGCCUUUGUGGGUGAUGCUGUGAAAGGCACCAUCAAAAUCUUUCAUAAGUACUACCAUGAACCCACGCUGGUGAACAGGAGUGCUGUGGAGUUACAGAGCUUGGCUGAUGUGCUCCAGCAGCCCGGAAGCAGUGGUGCUGGUGUAUCUCUGCCUGCAGUACUCAUGUUGUGCACCAAGGAGCGCCCUAUCCUCUGUCUACUGCUCAUGCUGGGAACUCUGUGGCUCGGUUAUGUUCUUUUUCUCAUCAAGAGGAGCCCCUUUCUCCAUGCUAAAGUAAGGGAGGUGGUGUCAGACUGUGCUUUGCCCAUUUCUGUGGUCAUAUUCUCCUUCGUGGGCUCGUAUCUAUUCAUUGACAUUGAGCUUCCAGUGUUCAACUACUACAGUGGUCCUGUAUUCAAUGUGGCUCCUUUGAAUAAGCUCACGGGCAUGAACGUACUCAGUGCGUGUGGCCUUGGUUUCCUCCUCGCUCUGCUCAUCUUCAUUGACCAGAACAUUGUGAUCUCCCUCACCAAUGCUCCUGAGAAUAGAUUGCUGAAAGGAACGGCAUACCACUGGGAUCUCAUGCUCUCUGGAUUUAUCAACAUCUUGAUGUCAGUGCUGGGGUUGCCAUGGAUGCACGCAGCUUUCCCCCACUCCACACUGCAUGUCCGUCAGCUGGCUAAGGUUGAGCAGCGUGUGGAGCAGGGACACCUCUACGAGACGAUUGUCAGCGUGAAGGAGACUCGUCUGACAUCACUGGCUGCAAACGUCCUGAUAGGAUUGUCUGUGUUCCUGCUGCCAGUGCCACUGCAGUGGAUUCCUAAGCCCGUCCUCUACGGCCUUUUCCUCUACAUCGCUCUCACCUCCAUCGAAGGCAACCAGAUGUGUGACCGGAUCGCCCUGCUGCUCAAAGAACAAACUUCAUAUCCACCCACACACUACAUUCGGCGAGUGCCUCAGAGGAAAGUUCACUACUUCACAGGUCUACAGCUGAUCCAACUGAUCACCCUGUGUGCCUUUGGGAUGUACCCUCUACCGUAUAUGAAGAUGAUCUUCCCCCUGCUCAUGAUCCUCCUCAUUCCUGUCAGGAAGAGUUUGCUGCCAAAGAUAAUUGAAGCAAAGUACUUGGACAUCAUAGACGCUCAACACAUGUAAUGAGUAAUAGAGAUUUACCCAAGAGUUGUAAACGCAGCAGGAAAUGUGUCUUGGAAAGAAAGCAGAAGCAGAAAUGACACCAAAUGAGCGACAUUAAUACUGUUAAUAUACCUCUAUACUUUUUUCUGUAUCAUCGCUGUCAUAUAACAACAUAUAACAGUCUUUUACAUUGUUUGAACAUUUCAUGGCAAAUGGACCAAUAAAAAUGGUGCAAAAUUACUUGGAAUUAAAUCUCAUUAAAGUUAAG
Molecule: messenger RNA, 2946 nt
Organism: Colossoma macropomum (tambaqui)
Lineage: Eukaryota; Metazoa; Chordata; Actinopteri; Characiformes; Serrasalmidae
Product: sodium bicarbonate transporter-like protein 11
Exons: 20
Coding region: 198-2699 (833 amino acids)
Biological process (GO): transmembrane transport; monoatomic anion transport; monoatomic ion homeostasis
Cellular component (GO): plasma membrane; basolateral plasma membrane
Molecular function (GO): solute:inorganic anion antiporter activity
Source: RefSeq, a predicted model, not a curated record